AUGGAGGUGGACGAGAUUCAAACGCAGGGACACAAGUUUCCAAGGAUAGGUAACGGUAGAGGUGAUUGUAACAAGAUAGGGCAAAAGGGGGAAGAACGAUAUCCUGAUGAUGAAGAAGAUGGAGAAAUCAAAAGGAGCGGCGGCGGUGGGAUUGAGAUUGGCGGUGGCGGUGGACAGCAAGGUUUGCUUCGGGAUCGCCGUGUUCGCCUCUCGGUCACCACCGCUAUUCAGUUUUACGAUCUUCAAGAUCGUUUGGGUUAUGAUCAGCCUAGCAAGACUAUAGAGUGGCUUCUUAAAGUGGCCGCUAAGUCCAUUGAUGAACUUUCUUCUAUAAAUACUUCAUUUCCAGACACUCCUCAGCAAUUGAGCGAUGAAAAGAGGUCGAGUGCUGGUACUGAACAAGGGUUUGAUUCGGCCGAUUUGGAAUUAGGUGGUGGUGAUCAGACUUUUCAUCAUCAGAAGCACCAACAGCAACAACAACAGUAUGUUUCUUUGUCGAGAGCAAGAGAGAGAAGGUUGCUAGCAUGUCUUGUGAUUUCUUGGGUGCUGUUUUGCUGGUGGAUCAUUAGUGGUGCUGUCCGGUGACACUGAAAAUGAGAAAUGGAAUUAGAAAUUGAUGCGAGUUGGGCGUAUUUAUGGGAUUUUGGGGAUAUGAAAGGGACUGAACCUAUGUUUUGUAAUGGGGGUGAAGCUUAGUUUUGUAAUGUUCUGUUGUUUUGUGAAAUGAGAAUGAACCUGUGUUCUGUAUA
Camellia sinensis is the source of this 749-nucleotide messenger RNA. The record is from RefSeq and is a predicted model, not a curated record. NCBI's taxonomy places the organism in Eukaryota, Viridiplantae, Streptophyta, Magnoliopsida, Ericales, Theaceae.